Anisakis simplex (herring worm) is the source of this 192-nucleotide messenger RNA. The record is from the annotation of a GenBank genome assembly. Lineage: Eukaryota; Metazoa; Nematoda; Chromadorea; Rhabditida; Anisakidae.
AUGGUGCUGUGCAUACCAGGCCACUCUGGAGGAAAGUACGUCGAGGCGGCGGGGUUGCGCACUUCAAGGGAGGCCAUAUUCGUGUGCUGUCGCGACCUUUACUGGGUCAGAUUGGAUACGUUUCCAGCAAAAAGUUUGUUUGUGAUCGGUGGAGCAAGACGUGCGUGCCUAUGUCGAAACGCACUAAAACUC